AUGCGUUACAGCACCGCGUAGGUACCCGAGACGACAGCUUCGCCAGUCCAUUAGGUGCUUCCCAACGCCAUCCUCGCCGAUUCGCACCUCUCGUUCACGCCGUCCCAGAUUUCUCUCACCGCGCCCUAGAUCUCGUUUUAGCGAGCGUUCGACAAGCCUUCCUCUUGAAUUUUUUGGCAUCUCACACAGUAUUGCACAGAAUUGCUGCCGACCUUUGCAGUGACCCAUCACCACCAGCGGUAGGACCGACGUCAACGGCUGGGCGAGCUCAGCUGAUUAGACCCACCAGCUUGACUUGCGCCCACGGCAAGGCGUCGAGCGCUCAUUUCGUCCUCUUUGGACCAGUGCGUGAUCAUCUUGGUCAGUCAAGUCCACCGUCGUCCUCUCCUCACUCAAUUGAAGACACAACACCGCAAUCCCCUCAGCCUGACCGACCCGACUUCCUUUUCUGCAGACCUCACAUCCGAGCAGCCAAGCUGGGCCGCGAACGUCUCCAUUUGCGCAGUCAGAUUGAGCGUGAUCGAUUUGUCCAUCCUGCUCCUCUCUCUCUCCGACGGACGCGACGAACGCUCUGCAGUCGCCCCCUGCCUAGCCAGUCUCUGAGGUCGUCGCGCGCUUGCCAGCACGAAUAGCCCCUUACGUACGAGACGGCGUGACACCGCGCAAGCCGACCUCAGACCCGCUUUAGGCCAUCACAUCCUGUUGGAGCUUGACUCGACUCCUUUGGUCUCCACGACAUCUCGAAGCGUCAGUCACUUCGUACUCUCCUCAAGCCAAAUAAACUUGGCGCUCUGGCAGAACUGCACUCGAGAAGAGAAAGGACGACUUGCGCUGCAUAGCGUCUCCCGUGCUCGUAUCUUCAGUAGACGAAGAUAUCAUCAAGGUUACUUGGGUGAGUGAAAUUGUUCGAUUGCUACAUCCGCGUGCGCGUGUGGAUCUUUCUGUCGCAGGGCAAAGCGCGCAAAGGGGAGGUGAGAGGUGUCUGCGUCACGAGCGAGUCGAAGCCAGAGAUAGCACUAUAACGGGCAGCGCGACCAAUGACCUUAUUCAGAAGGCUCUUUGCGCAUGCAAUCAGCCCAGCAGGCUCGUUCCGUGCUUCUUUAUUCGGGUUGCGUGGGACCCUUCCUCGCUUACAACGCACGUGCGUUGGUGGCCGCUGGCCGAUUGUUCUCAACGACGCUAUCCGCAACACCACAAACACCUCGCGCCCCUCCUCCCUCAUUUCUCGUGCUCCUUCGCGCCACUUGCGUUGCUUGUCCCCUUUGAUGAUCAUCCCUACAGCGUCAUACUUCUCCUACCUGCUGACUCGGUUGCAAUGUCCCUCUACCCACCCGUGCCAGGUUCCCCGUCUCACGGCAGUCCGCGUUCCAACACCAGCCCACGUAGAAGUCGAUCAAACAUGGCUACACCGGGCGGGGAUCUUCAAGAGAAGAUUGCGGCGGCCAGGAGGGAAGCGGACAGCCUGAAGGAGCAGGUGCGAGCUAGACGUGAUAAAAUGGCCGACACUUCAUGUGAGUACAGUAGCACGCGAGCAAACUUUGUGCUCUAGCCUCGAGUGAAGACACCUCGAAUGGCAUGCGCCGAUGGACGGAUUCAAAUUUGUCUUCGCAAUGGCUCGCAGGAAGAAUCUGUUGCUAAUGUUGAAGGCGUCACCUCGUUCACAGUGCGAGCCAUGGCUGCCGAAGUAGACCCGCUGCCGCGCAUCGUCAUGAAGCCACGAAGAACGUGCAAAGGUCACUUGGCGAAGAUCUACGCAAUGCACUGGGCGGAGGACAAGCGUCAUCUGGUAUCGGGAUCGCAAGAUGGAAAGCUUAUUGUGUGGGAUGCGUACACGACGAACAAGGUCCACGCCAUCCCAUUGAGAUCGUCUUGGGUCAUGACGUGCGCGUACGCCCCAUCUGGCAACCUGGUCGCGUGCGGUGGUCUAGACAACAUUUGCAGCAUAUACAACCUGCGCUCCAGAGAGGGUACGGUCAAAGUUGCCAGGCAACUUUCUGCUCACACCGGCUACUUGUCCUGCUGUCGGUUCUUGAACGACCGACAGAUCCUCACAUCGUCUGGGGACAUGACCUGCAUGCUUUGGGACAUUGAUGCAGGAGUACGAGUCAUGGAGUUCAACGACCACACCGGCGACGUUAUGAGGUGAGUGCGGCGCGCCGAGUCAGCAUGGGUCAUUACGCAUUGUGUGCAGAUGCAGCCUAAGAGGACAGGAAAGACCCUGCUGCAACGGAUUUCAUCACAAAACGGAUUAUGCAAGCGGGUGAAAGCGCAUGCUGACCUCCUAUUUGACGUCACAGCUUGUCUCUUGGCCCCAAACCAAACACUUUUGUUUCGGGCGCGUGCGACGCACUCGCCAAGGUCUGGGACAUCCGCACCGGCAAGGCGGUUCAGACUUUUUCCGGCCACGAGAGCGAUAUCAACGCUGUCCAGUGAGUCCCUUGAGGAAUUUCGUGCGCUUAUGAUGCCCGGGUUCUCACGGAUUUAUACUUGUCAUCUCUACCCAGGUACUUCCCAAAUGGAGACGCUUUCGCAACCGGUUCAGACGACGCCUCAUGUCGUUUGUUCGAUCUUCGCGCUGAUAGGGAGCUCAAUCAGUACACCCACGACAACAUUCUCUGCGGCAUUACGAGCGUUGCAUUCUCAGUCUCUGGUAGACUGCUUUUUGCUGGCUACGACGAUUACAACACCAACGUGUGGGACACUUUGAAGGGAGAGCGUGUUGGAGUGCUCACGGCGCACGAGAACAGGGUCAGCUGUCUUGGAGUCAGUGCGGACGGCAUGGCACUUUGCACGGGAAGUUGGGACGCAAGGCUUCUUGUGUGGGCGUGAGAAAGUGGGUUUCAAGGGACUGCGAUCGCAGCGUCCAGCCUGUCCAUCAUGUGUGAAGGCUGCACAAAUUUCAGCACAUCCGCGGACGGACAGUGCCGGCGCACUCAAUUCUAGGCACUCUACGUAUCACCCAGCACUUUUUCCCCGCCGGCGCGCUAGUCAUCACAAACCUGCGAACCAUCAAUACCCAACUUCGCAACUGCUCUCUCCGUUUUUUCUUUCUGAACUUCGACAUUUUGGUCAUGCAACUGGCGUUUAGGGUAGGAGGGGGCGAGAGCAGAUAG
Ceraceosorus bombacis is the source of this 3113-nucleotide messenger RNA. The record is from the annotation of a GenBank genome assembly. NCBI's taxonomy places the organism in Eukaryota, Fungi, Basidiomycota, Exobasidiomycetes, Ceraceosorales, Ceraceosoraceae.